This is a messenger RNA of Glarea lozoyensis ATCC 20868, 1401 nucleotides long. RefSeq lists its product as uncharacterized. The coding region runs from base 1 to 1401 and encodes 466 amino acids. Gene Ontology annotation, molecular function: molybdate ion transmembrane transporter activity. The transcript is spliced from 2 exons. Gene Ontology annotation, biological process: molybdate ion transport. NCBI's taxonomy places the organism in Eukaryota, Fungi, Ascomycota, Leotiomycetes, Helotiales, Helotiaceae. The record is from RefSeq and is a predicted model, not a curated record.
AUGGAUUUCACACGUAUCCGACACCUUCAUAUCAACAAUGUCAGAACCCUGCGGAACAAUCCUCUCGCUGAGAUAUCCGGUUCACUCGGAGAUCUUGGGACUCUGUUACCUCUCAUGAUUGCCUUAGCGGUUGGGAAUUCUAUAUCACUUUCAAGUACACUUGUCUUUUCAGGGCUUUGGAAUAUAUUGACUGGGGUUUGUUUUGGGAUACCUUUGCCUGUUCAACCUAUGAAGGCUAUUGCUGCUGUGGCCAUAUCUAGGAGAUUCACAAUCGAGGAAACUGUUUCGGCGGGUUUCGUCACCGCUGGUGUUGUUUUCAUUUUUAGUGCUACGGGCCUUCUAAGAUGGUUCACUCGCGCCAUUCCAACACCAGUCGUCAAAGGCAUACAAGUUGGCGCAGGCCUUAGUCUUGUGCUAUCGGCGGGAUCUGGUCUAUUAUCACAUUUAGAUUGGGACACACCUAAUUGGAGAGAUAACCUGACCUGGGCGAUUUUUGCAUUUCUCGCUCUUCUCUCGACACAGAGAUUUCCCCAGAUACCAUAUGCCCUUAUCAUAUUUGUCCUGGGGCUUGUUAUAUCGUUUUUCUUGACUGGAAUGGACGAUUUACCGACAUUUCGCAUAUGGCGCCCAGCAGUAUAUGUUCCUUUGUGGCGAGAUUUUCAACUAGGUGGUUUUGACGCUGGCUUUGGCCAAAUCCCACUCACGACACUUAACUCUGUGAUAGCCGUCUCAUAUCUCUCAGCCGAUCUUCUUCCUCACAUACCAACUCCAGGAGUCACUUCUAUUGGGUUCAGUGUAGCUCUCAUGAAUCUGAUUGGGGGCUGGUUCGGUGCAAUGCCUGUAUGUCACGGCUCGGGUGGUCUAGCUGCCCAGUAUCGAUUUGGUGCUCGCAGUGGAGCGAGUGUCAUUAUUCUUGGAAUAUUCAAGAUGGUACUUGGAUUCACACUUGGUGAAUCGCUUGUAGACCUCUUGAAAAUGUACCCCAAGGCUCUAUUAGGCGUUAUGGUGCUAGCUGCAGGGCUGGAGCUUGCGAAGGUCGGCGAAAGUCUCAAUCAUGGCGCUCGUGAUCUUUGGGAAGUUUCAGAGUCAUCAAGUACUCAUGGAACGUUUUCGGCACAAGAUGGCCCAAAACACCAUCGGAUACUAUCAGAUGAAGAACGAAUGGAGAGAUGGACGGUGAUGUUCAUGACAGUUGGGGGACUUUUAGCGUUCAGAAACGAUGGUAUCGGUUUCAUAGCUGGUAUGAUGUGCCACUUUGCCUACCGGUUUGACGCUACAUCCUUGAGCUGGCUCAGUCCUCUAAGGAGGAGGCGAAACCAGCAGGAAGAUCGCGCAGGUGAUAGAAUUUCGUCUGUAGACGAAGAAGAACAACAGCGGUUGUUGAACAACACCAAUGUAUAA